Megachile rotundata (alfalfa leafcutting bee) is the source of this 1397-nucleotide messenger RNA. RefSeq names its product trans-1,2-dihydrobenzene-1,2-diol dehydrogenase. Gene Ontology annotation, molecular function: nucleotide binding. The record is from RefSeq and is a predicted model, not a curated record. NCBI's taxonomy places the organism in Eukaryota, Metazoa, Arthropoda, Insecta, Hymenoptera, Megachilidae.
UAUAAAUAUACACCAAGUAUCUGUUAAUCUGAUUAGUAUAAAAAAUGCGUCAUUGGAUAAGGGUGGCAAAUCAAAUUAUUAAGAACGGUCAUGAGAUAUUGUUCUGAAUGUAUUGUUCUUAGUUCGCAUUGAACGUAAUGUCGAGAAGAAAUGAUAUAAACAGCCGACCAUAAUGUCGCACGAGACUUACUUAAAACGGGGCACCUCAGUUCUUUAACAACUCAUUGUCACGCUAAUUUUAAAGACUCCACCCCAAAAGAGAGCUUACUUUGUAGAUGGCUCUUCGUUGGGGCAUAGCAAGUGCAGGAAAAAUAUCUCAUGAUUUUGUCAAUGCUGUGGGAAUAUUACCAGCAUCCCAACAUGUGGUUGUUGCAGUAGCAGCACGAGACCUAUCAAGAGCGCAACAAUUUGCCAGCUUACACAAAAUUAAAAAAGCAUAUGAUAGUUAUGCAAAACUAGCAGAGGACAAAGAUGUUGAUAUUGUAUACAUUGGAGCAUUGAAUCCACAACAUUUUGAAAUUGCGCAAUUAAUGUUGAAUCACGGAAAACAUGUCUUGUGCGAAAAACCUUUGACUAUGAAUCUCAAACAAACAACUGAAUUAGUCAAUUUAGCCAAAAAGAAGAAAUUAUUCCUAAUGGAAGCUAUUUGGAGUCGAUGCUUCCCUACAUAUGAAGCUAUUAAAAAAGAGAUUGAUUCAGGAAGUAUUGGAGAUAUUCAUCAAGUUAUUGUAUCAUUUGGAUUUCAAUUGGCAAAUGUUGACAGGCUCAAUCAGAAAAGUCUAGGAGGUGGUACCAUAUUAGAUUUAGGUGUAUAUGGAAUACAGUUUGCCUGUUUGGUAUUUAAUCAUGAUGUUCCUCAUACUGUAAAAGCUGCUGGCAUAUUAAAUAGUGACGGAGUUGACCAAUCUGUAUCUGCAACCCUACUUUAUGAUGGAAAUCGUACUGCAACUAUUGUUACUCAUUCCCUGGUUAAUCUACCUAAUGAAGCUUAUAUUGUUGGUACAAAAGGAACAAUAAAAGUACCACAAUUUUGGUGCCCUCCAACUGUAGAUCUACCAAGUGGCACUGUGAAUGCACCACUUCCAGAGGCUAAACAUAAAUUUAAUUUUAUUAACAGUGCUGGAUUGAGAUUUGAAGCUGAAGAAGCACGUAACUGCAUUUUAAAAGGUUUGAUUGAAAGUCCCAAAGUAUCGCAUGAUAUGUCUUUACUGAUUGCCCGAUUGGAGGAUGAAAUUCGACGUGAAGUUGGCGUUGUAUAUCCUGAAGAUUAAAGUACAUAUUACAGAAAAAACAAUAUUAGUAAAACUGAAAUGUUAUUAACAUUCCAAUAACGAAUAAACAAACUUUUACAUUGAUACACUUUAUAAUGAAAAUAAAUAAAGGAUGCAUAUGUUUCA